This is a messenger RNA of Conger conger (European conger), 1335 nucleotides long. RefSeq lists its product as uncharacterized. Bases 1 to 1335 code for a protein of 444 amino acids. The transcript is spliced from 9 exons. Gene Ontology annotation, cellular component: external side of plasma membrane. The record is from RefSeq and is a predicted model, not a curated record. Lineage: Eukaryota; Metazoa; Chordata; Actinopteri; Anguilliformes; Congridae. Gene Ontology annotation, biological process: immune response; cellular response to lipopolysaccharide; cell surface receptor signaling pathway.
AUGAGGGAAGAUUCUGGAAGCCUGGUGCAUCUGUUCCUGGGAGGAGAGAGUCGGCCAGAAUCACAGAGCCCAGCGUACAGCGGCAGGGCCGAGUUUUUCACUGAAGAAAUCUCCAAAGGAAACUUCUCUCUGCUGCUUCGGAAUGUAACCACCGAAGACAAAGGGAUGUACAAGUGUGUCGUUCACACUGAACAAGAGUCUAGUGAAACAAGGGUGAAAUUAGAUACUGAGUGGCUGGUGGUGACUGGUGCAGACGUGCCUGUAUUUGCAUAUGCUGGUGAAGAUGUGAUUCUGAACUGCUCAGUGGACACCCAUGUUCCUCUCGGAGAGUUACAAGUAGAGUGGAUGAAGACAAAUGAAGAAAUCCAGGUGCUGCUGUUUAUGGAGGGGCGGUACAGACCGGAGUCACAGCCUGAGAGAUUCAGAGGGCAUGCUGAGUUCUUCAGUGAGGAGAUUCCCAAAGGCAACUUCUCAAUGAAACUGAGGGAUGUAAAAACUGAAGACAGAGGGGAAUUCAUGUGCACAGUCCAUACAUACAGAGAAUCAGUCAAUGCAACGGCUUGGCUACAAGAACAGGGUUUUUCCACCUUACAUUGGUGUGUCCUGGGUUUAACCAUGGCUGCUGCAGUUUUUGCAAUUUUAAGCUGCAUUCCUGCUAUUUGCUGCAUAAAUAAAGCCCAGAAGAAAGUUGAAAGCAAAGGGACUGUGUUGCUAUUUUGCCUUCAAGUCUCCGUUCCCUGCAUCUUGUUAUCCAUCGCCUUCGCCAUAUGGGGUAAAAUUGAGAGCUCUGUUGCAGAGGCCUAUGUUUGCAGUACUAUAAAUCUUGUGAGGAUCCUAGUGAUAUUUAAGGUGGCUCCAUAUGUACUUCCUGGAACAUGUUUCAAGAGACUCACAAACGUGGCACUGCCUUUGGACGCCUGUCUCGUUAGAACAGGGAUUAAUUCUGUUCUUCUCCAUUCCGUUUUGACAUACCAUGCCCAAGAUGUAGUAAGAAAACUAUUUUCCGAAUUCAUGUUUGCAGUUGUGGUAUUCUUCGAUUUAUCAGCAGUUUUUUCUUCAGGGAUAAUGUUUACUUCAGGGUAUCAAUAUCUAUACAACACCAUGUUCACGGAAAUAUUCUUACUGAUUUUCUCAGGUAGUGGAUUUGGUUUUACAGCAGUGUUUAUACUUUGGUUUAUUGUACUUGAUUUGCAAAAUUUGCUGGAUUAUUGGAAAUCAGAUCGGUCCAGCGUACGAUAUAAAUGUAAGUAUAACUUGCUAUAUUAUGGAGCAAUAUUGAGAUUGAUAAACGGCUGUUUUGAUUUUAUAAUUAGAAUAUUGAAUCCACACAGUUGA